Messenger RNA from Rhipicephalus sanguineus (brown dog tick), 1452 nucleotides. RefSeq names its product protein YIPF4. The record is from RefSeq and is a predicted model, not a curated record. Bases 316 to 1248 code for a protein of 310 amino acids. Gene Ontology annotation, cellular component: membrane; trans-Golgi network. NCBI's taxonomy places the organism in Eukaryota, Metazoa, Arthropoda, Arachnida, Ixodida, Ixodidae. Gene Ontology annotation, biological process: endoplasmic reticulum to Golgi vesicle-mediated transport; vesicle fusion with Golgi apparatus. The transcript is spliced from 6 exons.
UGUUUUCGUUGCGCGUGUGAAGGCGUGUAACCCAACAUCGCUUGUUUACUGCCGCGUAUGUUGCUCGAUCGUGCUCACAGAGUCCUCUCGAUGUAAACGUUGCAUAAGGAAGUGCUCACCAUGAAUUCAUAACAGAAGCACUGUUCACAAGUCGCAUCGGAAAAGAUACCGAAACCGCUUCGUGGCAGUGGACGCGUCGACGCAUCAUGAAUGAGCCACGAUUAAGGUGAUCUUUUAGCAGCUGUGUCGUAGAUACCGUCAACACGAGUUUAACAAGACUCUUUCGUGUGCACACGUCUUACGUUGGCGUUGAGCAUGAUGGACAUUCCCGUUCACGGCAGCAACAGUGACAAUGGACAGAGCUCGGACUCGAGUUCCACGGGCUCUGGCAGCUACGUCAAAAUCUCCAUGGACACUGACGAACCGAACGGCUUUGACGCUGACUCGCCCGUCGUUCAAGCUGCCGCCGCGGCUACGGCGAAAGCAGCAACGGCUCUACCGACCAUUUCGCCCCAAGCGCCGCCGGCCAAGGCCUUGGACGAGUUCGUCUUCAUGGCGACCUCGACUUCGAGCCCCGACUACAGUCGCCUGACUGGCACGAUGGAUCCUUGGUCCUCCGCACACAGUGGCAAAGGAGACACCUCGUUUGCAUCUUCCAUGCCUGGUUCGUCGUUCCUGCAUCAGAAAGGCCUCGGAUGGUUGCUCGAGGUGGACGAUGCAGAUGACGAUGACAAAGCUCCUCUCUUAGAGGAGUUGGACAUUGACCUGAAGGACAUCUACUACAAGGUGUGCUGUGUGUUGCUGCCUUUUCCUUUUAUGGGCUACAAACGGCAACUGGUCAGAGACAGCCCCGACUUCUGGGGACCUCUGCUGGUGGUCAUCCUCUUCUCGCUCGUCUCCAUCUAUGGCCAGUUCUCGGUGGUCUCGUGGAUUGUCACCAUGUGGAUCUUCGGAUCGCUAGUCAUUUUCCUUCUGGCUCGAGUUCUGGGUGGAGAGGUGAGCUACUCCCAGUGCCUAGGCGUGAUUGGCUACUCUGUCCUGCCCCUCGUGGUUACUGCGACUACUCUGCCUCUGGUCAGACCGUUCCACUAUGUGGAGUUGACCUUCAAGCUGCUUGGUGUUCUGUGGGCAACAUACAGUGCUGGCUCACUGCUGUGUGUACAGGAACUGCAGAACAAAAGGCCACUGCUGUUGUAUCCCGUGUUUCUGCUCUACGUUUACUUUUUCUCGCUCUAUUCUGGCGUUUGACCCCAGCUGUGGCACAUCCUGAUUGGGAUAGAAGAGUGCGCGAUUUUGUAACCCAGGCAUGUUGGUUUACUGCGCAUAAAUUCCUCUUGAAGAGACUUCUCUUUUUUGCUUGAAAGCUAUUUGUUUGUGCUAAUAUAAUUGUGGGGGCCAGGUUUACAAAGUGUCGGAAGAAGAAAGAAAUAAAUUGUUAUGGGUACGACUUCA